UAACUCAAGGAUUCCCCUAUACGAUACGAUACGAUACGAUAUCUUUUGACUUAUUGAUCAAUGGUCAUUUCUCUUGCGCAUGAUUUUACAUCCUUAACUUAUGACUUAUUCGAAUGUACGAAUGAGGCUCGUCGUUAAGAGAAUACAGGAAUGAAAUCUCUCCGAUAUUAUCUACAAUAAUAAUUGACUACUUAUGAUAUUGUUAUUGGUAUUGUGAGAUAGAAAAAAUGCACACUGUCGUUACAGUGCUCUUUGACAAUCAGAUAAUAAGAAUUGCAUUUUGCUUGAAAUAUGAAUUUGAAUGGAGAAGCAUUUGAUCAUCCGCAUCGAUUUAAGAAUCUUAUUGUCUUUCUUUACUCUAUCCCUGACAUGUCAUGGCAUGUAGGUCCGUUUUGAUUAAAAAUGAAUCCGACAACGUUGAAGAAUUGGUUGGUACGCGGUGAGCUCGAGAAGCUUGAAAAUAUUGUGUUGGAGGGACGUGGCGCACGUUUGUUGGGCGAACAUUCUCCAGAUCUUAGAACCCGUGUCUUCCUGAAGGGACUCCCGAAUUACCUGACGAAGAUAUCUCAAACUCACGACGCGGUUACGCGAGGUUCCUUGGUAGAAACUCAGAGAAUUAUAACGGAAGAACCAAAGAAAAAGUUGGCCAUCGCUAAGGAUCCAUCCGGGAUACCGCUCAUUCACAAGGCGAUUUAUCAUGAUCAACCAGAAAUAGUUGCAUGGCUUGUACAUAAUUACCCAAUCACGACUCAACAAAGGGACAAAGAAGGUAGAACGGCUUUACAUUAUUGCGCUGCCUGUAGAGAUCCUAGUACGGUGUGGGACAUUUUGAUAGAGGGUGGCUGCGACGCCAGUGUUUGCGACAAGCGUGGAAAUCCGGCAGCUUAUUAUCUUGAACACAGUUCCGAGGUCGAGUUAGCCGAAACGGAGAGGAUGCCUAAUCGAAAAAGCAGCACUACGAAAGAAACCUUUGACUUCAAGCCUUCCAAUAUAAGAAUAUGGAUUCAUAAUCGGGACAUUAGAAAAUUGCAGCAGGUUCUCUGGGAAGGUCACGGUGGCAAAUUACGAUGCGAGACAAGCAACAAUCCGAGGGUGAAGAAGUUUUUGGAAGCAGUACCUUUUAUAAUGGGUACCGUGAAAGAUGUACACUCAGCGACUGUGAAAAACGAUUUGGAGGGUUUGAAAAAGAAAUUAGAGGAUCCGGUCUCGCCUAUUAUUUUGUGUAGCAAGGAUGCAAACGGUUUGAACGUCUUGCACAAGACUGCCGGAUUGGGUUAUCUGGAAGUCGCUCGUGAAAUCCUUGAGAGGUAUCCAUCGAUAGUAACGGCCCAAGAUAACGAAGGUAAAACACCGUUACAUUAUGCGGCUGCGUUGAAGGACGACGGUGCCAUGUACAAUCUAUUGACCGAGCAUGGGGCCGACGAAAGCAAAUUGGAUAACAAACAAAAGGCAGCCGCUUUUUAUAAAAAUCGCCCGUCCGACGUGGAUCUAUCCAAUUUAGUCGUGAUACCGGAAGCGCCACGUGUAUCGGGAAUGUCCUAUCCAAAAAAUUGGGACUGGAGAAUCUUGGAGGUAGCUGAAACAUUUGUACGUCCAGCAAAGAAAUCGCCAAGUAGCAAUGAGGUCGACAGUGCAUUUGAAAGUGCCGAACCAUCAAUUAGGAGCUCAAACGUUAUUACCGAGGACAUGAAAAUAGUUGAGGAAGAGAAGGAUGAUUCGAUUACGAAAGAUGAGGGUUUGUCCGAGCUUACGUCCGAAAUAGUCGAAGGAAACGAAGAGAAAUCGUCCGACGAUGAUGUAAUUACUGGCGCGAAAGACGACGAGAAGGACGACGAGAAGGACGACGAGAAGGACGACGAGAAGGACGACGAGAAGGACGACGAGAAGGACGACGAGAGGGACGACGAGAGGGACGACACGAUAGACGACGUGAAAGACGACGAGAAAGAUGAGGAAAUGGCAGAAGAUACGGCAGAAGAAACGAAGGAAAACGACGCGCAAGAGCAACCUCGAGAGAUCGAGGAAUCUGAUAAGGUUGAGGAUACAACGAAUGAACCGAUUGGUACCGAUCAAGAGGAGAGGAGUGAUCCUAGUACGGGCGACUCUGGGGUCGAUGAUCCAACGAACGAAGAAGAUCAGGUCAUCGUGGGCGAACACGAAGAGUUACCAGAAGCAGAAUUGAAAGAGGGUAGCAUGAUUUUGGAUCCAGAAGUGGAGAAUUUAUUGGAGAACGGAAAUAUGGAACAAUUGGCAGCGUUGGUGUUGAACGGCGAAGGUAGACGACUUGUUGGUCGGCAAUCGAAUAAUCCCGAACUUCAGGCCUUCAUCGACAAUGUGCCUGCUUAUAUGGGAAAAAUUCACGCCGUACAUAUGGCAGCGCGAGAAGGGAAUCUAAGAGAUUUGCAAAGCGCAUUGGAUCGUCGCAAAUUUGCCGUAGCAAGGGACGGUUCGUCGCCUCGCGGUGCAACGCCUCUUCACGUUGCAGUGGUCUUUGGGAAUACAGCUGUCAUCAGGUAUCUGGCAGGAAGAUUCCCGGAAACGGCACACGCGAUCGAUCUCGACGGUAGAACGCCGUUGCAUUAUGCAACAACGCUCGCCGACAACGGACAUUAUUACAAUCUUCUUCUUAAUUUGGGAGCGAAUCCGCUUGUAAAGGACAAUUUAGGAAAUAAGGCGGAUCAUUACAAACUAAAUCAGGAUGACCUAUCGCACAAAAGACUACUUCGUGAUUUCGGAGCCAGCGAAAAACUCGCUGAAGAAAUGUUGACGGACAAAGUGCCCGGCGGAGACAAGUACUCGGCGCGACGAGACGCUAGCGAACCAGAAACAUUGGCGACCUUGGAGAGAUGCUUCCGCUUGCUGGCUGGCGCUAGACGAAACUCAGCUGUUAGGACACCCUCGAAUCCUGGUACACUGCUUGGUCGUUGUCUUAAACGGCCGAUAUUCGAUCGUAUAAAGCACCGUGUGACACGCAUGGACCACAAUCUUUUUGAUGUUAUCUGGCCGGCUUUUAAGAAAUACGGCAAUCCCAUCGCCACUAACAAGACCAGCGAAAGCAACCAUUCCGUCGCAAGCAUGGACGAUACUGUUGAUAACGAUAUCAUCGUUGUGCCCGAUUACGAGAGCUACGUGGUCUUUGCCGAGCUCUUCGAUCCAAUUAUCAGGGAAUUGCAUUGUCUGACAGCUAGCGGAGAUCUUCCGGAUCAUCCAUCGGCUCAUUUUUUCGACAUGAACGAUUCGCCCGAUGACAAAGGAGAUUAUGUAGACGAAGUGGCCGUGUCUGCUUUGGAAAAUUAUGAUCUUGAUCCGUCCGCGAAAUACGUUCAGGCCGGCGUCAUUGAAUGUUGCAGAAAUCUCGAGGAUUAUACUCUACCGUUGACCCUUACCGUGAAUCAACUCGAAGACGUCGAACGGAUCCUAACGAGUGAAUUUAUGAGCCCGGAAAUUUCCAUGAUAAUGGCGGAAGGUAGUACCGAGGACGAGACCGGGAAUUAUUUGACAUUGAGCGAACUUUUAGAUCAGCCAAGUCCAUUGAGAGCUCAAUUGGCAGCAGCCGGCCUCUUGUUACCAAUAACCGAAUUUGAAAUUCACGAUGCUAAACGACUUCACGGCAGACAUUGGCCUUACGGCCGUGGAGUUUACAUUUCUGCUAGUGGCGAUUUGGCAGCUUGGGUGAACGUUCAAGAUCAUUUAAGAGUGAUAUCUCGUACUACGAACAACAGACCAGGACUGAUCGGUCGAGCCUACGUGAAAUUAGCCAAAGUGAUGCGCCUGUUGGAUCAAAGAUUGCAUUUUAAGAAGGACGUUAAAUUUGGUUUCCUUAGUUCAAGACUUGAUGCAAUCGGCAACACGUUAAAGUUUACACUGAUCAUAAAGUUUCCCGAAUUGUCGAAAGAACGAGACCAUUUUAAACAUUUAUGCGUCGUUCGUGGAUUAAGCGUGAGCGACACGCCACGCAAGGAUACUUAUAAAAUAGCCAAUCAGCAAUGCUUGUCGAUCUCGGAAUUGCAUAGCCUCCAAGACUUUUCAAGGGCUAUUUCGAAUAUUCUCCUAUUGGAGAAAGAAUUAACGUUGAACAAUUCUAUCAGAAUCGCCAGCAUGAUCGCCGGUAUUUUUCGGAAGAAGACCAACACGAGAAGACUUCGAUCUUGAUCGACAACGAAACGACUCGAUCACGAUCGACGACGGAUCUUCACCUUGCAAGAGAGAUAACAAUUUUAUCACAGUAUCGUCGACAUCGAUCUAAUGCUAGAUGCUUCCAAUU
Molecule: messenger RNA, 4264 nt
Organism: Vespa mandarinia (Asian giant hornet)
Lineage: Eukaryota; Metazoa; Arthropoda; Insecta; Hymenoptera; Vespidae
Molecular function (GO): protein binding; kinase activity
Source: RefSeq, a predicted model, not a curated record